AUGUCUCUGCCGCACAGGGUCCAGGGAAGCCCUGCAGCACCAGGAAAGGAGAUCCUGGUGUCACCCUACAAGGAAGAAGCUGAGACAAAACAUCUGCAGGGGCAAGAACAGAUCCUGUGCAUUUCAGAUGCCCCCAACUGUGCUUUCACACAAUGUGUGAACAAAGAAGCAAACCAAGCUCCUCGACAGGCAGGAGACAAGGACCUCCGGCUUCUUGGUCCCCGUGACACCGGGUCUGGUGGAAGCCUGAACCGGAACUCAAAGCCCAACUGGAACCUGAACCCCGCCCUCGCCCGUGAGCGCCUGCGCCCGGGUCCCGCCCUCCCCACGAGCUUCACCUCUGACCCCGACCUCCCCUGGAACUGCGCUUUCUACCCCGCAGUCCCAGGGAACCGCAAGCCGUCCCUCUCACCCCAUCUCCAGCAACGCCCUCUCCCCCUGUCUCCCCCACCUUCACUGUGGGCUGCGGCCCCCAUUUCCCUGCCGUACCCCUCACCCUCCCGGGAGCUGUGCCCACCUGACCCGGCAUUUGCGCCUUUGUCUUCGUGGCCCGGAAGUGGCUCCGCCGGCGGAAGCAUGAGAAAUGGCCACGUGCUGUACAGCGGCUGGCUGAGGAAGUCGCCCCCCGAGGAGAAGCUGAGGCUCUUUGCCUGGAGGAAACGCUGGUUUAUCCUGCGGAGGGGCCAGACUAGCAGUGACCCAGAUGUUCUGGAAUACUACAAGAAUGAUGGCUCCAAGAAGCCCCUGCGCACCAUCAACCUGAACCUCUGUGAGCAGCUGGAUGUUGGUGUGACUCUGAACUUCAACAAGAAGGAGAUUCAGAAGGGCUAUAUGUUUGACAUCAAGACCAGUGAGCGUACCUUUUACCUGGUGGCUGAGACCAGGGAGGACAUGAACAAGUGGGUCCGGAGCAUCUGUCAGAUCUGCGGCUUCAGGCAGGUUGAGGAAAGCACAGGCUCCCUGGGAAACAUUUCCUCAGCCAGUCACGGCCCCUGCUCUUCUCCAGCUGAGCCCAGCCGCUCCCAUCAGCACCUCCCCCAAGAACAAGAACCCACAUCUGAGCCCCCGGUGUCUCACUGUGUGCUGCCCGCCUGGCCCAUCCCUGCACCUCGGGGGUGUGUCUGCUCGCAGCAGCACGCCAGCCAGAGAGCAGAACAUGCAAGGAGUGCCAGCUUCUCCCAGGGUUCUGGGGCCCCAUUCCUCAUGAGGAGAAGCACAGCCGUGCAAAAUCUUGCCCAGCACAGUGGAUACAGUGUUGAUGGGGUCAGCGGUCACAUCCGUGGCUUCCAUAGCCUUUCCAAGCCGAGCCAGCCCAAUACAGAAUUCAGAGGCAGCACCCACAGAAUCCCCUGGAGCCUGGCCUCCCAUGGCCCCACCAGAGGCAGCCUCACAGGCUCUGAGGCGGAUAAAGAGGCUUCCUCUGGCAAGUACCCCCAGCAUGGUGGAGGGAAUGCCAGCCGGCCAGCUAAGUCCAUGCAUGAGGGAGUCAGUUCUUUCCUGCCAGGAAAAACACUUGUGGGCCUAUCAGACAGCAUUGCUUCUGAGGACAGCUGUGUGCCCAUGAACCCAGGCUCCCCCGCCCUGCCGGCUGUGGAGCAAGCAGGUGAUGAUUCCCAGGGUGUCUGCAUCUCUGUGGGCUCAUGUCUUGUUCGCUUUGACCUGCUUGGCUCCCCACUCACAGAGCUUUCUAUGCACCAAGACCUCAGCCAGGGACAUGAGGUCCAGCUGCCCCCUGUCAACCACAGCCUGAAGCCUAACCGGAAAGCAAACCCAACACCGCCCAACCUGAGAAACAACAGGGUCAUCAAUGAGCUCUCCUUCAAGCCACCUGUCACAGAGCCCUGGUCUGGUACCAGCGACACCUUUGACUCCAGCUCCUCCCAACACCCCAUCUCCAUGCAGAGCAUCACCAACACAGACUCAGAAGACAGUGGAGAGAGGUAUAUUUUCCUGAACCCGGCAUCUGCAUUUCCUGUUUCCGGUGGCACCAGCAGUUCAGCCCCGCCGAGGAGCACUGGUAACAUCCAUUACAUGGCCCUGGACUUCCAGCCGAGCAAGCCAUCCAUAGGCUCUGUGACGUCCGGCAAGAAGGUGGACUAUGUCCAGGUGGAUCUGGAGAAGACCCAGGCCCUGCAGAAGACCAUGAGUGAACAGAUGUGCCUGCGGCAGUCCUCGGAGCCUCGCAGGGGUGCCAAGCUGUGACUCGGGCCACCAAAACCAGAGCGGGGCCAGGACAGUGCCUCAGAGCUGCUCUUCCACACUCUAAAGCUCUGUAAUAUCAGGGACCGCAUCCCUUACCCAGAGAGCAGAGGCCUGAUCAGUAUACAUCCUUUGCCUGCUUGGGGCCCACCUGUGCCUUUGGCUGGCCAUGGUCCCCACCUUCACCCCCUUGCUAGGAGCGGUUGCCAGCAAGCAUCCUCAGUCUCUUCCUGCCCCUCAGACCCGGGCUCCCAACAGAUAUCCACUCUCACACUCGCUCAUGGUCCUCAGCCUCUUGCCUCUAGCCUCUGGGCUGUUCCCCUCAAUCCUGGACCAUGAGGAGCUACCUUGCUGACCCUGGGACCCAAGGCCCGCAGGCCACAGUGGACAUGGACCUUUUCAGCCGUGGCAUUUUUUGGUCAGGGGAGAGGCAAGGCCAUCCAACGUUGGAAUAGUUGAGAAGGAAGGUUAAAGGUGGUCUUGAGAAGCGAAGGAAUUAGAUCCUUAGACCCAGCAGGGCAGCUGAUACCUGCAGGGGCUCCCACUUUCAGACUGAGGCCAGAGUAUGGCAGCUGCUCCCGGGUGGGAGAGGCAGAGAGGGAAGGGCAAAAGGAAGGGAAAACAUGAAGAUGAACAGCCGAAAGCCACAAGAAGCAGGGCUGGAGCUCCAGAGACUGGGGUGACAAGGACCAGGGUCAGGGCCCCAGAAAUCUGGAGCUGCAGGUUGGCUUUGCUGCUCUCUGCCGAUGCUCCUUGGGGGGCCCUUGCCUGCCUAAGAAGGCUUGAUCCCAGCUGGGCAAAGCAGCAACUGAUGGGGGAAAUACCUGCAGGAUGAGGGGUGGGAUGGCGGAGGGAGCGAGGGAGGAAGGGAGCAUGUGCAGAUGGAGAUGGCUCAGGGCUGAGGGGGUCCUGGGACAGGCAGGGGCCCAAGGCGGGGCCCAGGAAUCUGCAGUGCAGGUGGUGCAGCACGUGACCUUCUGUGAAGGGGGAGCAGUGGGGAGAGCACAGAGGGAACCCAUGGGAGGCAAAGUCGGGGAGACAGCCAGGGAGAAGUGGGGAAAUGUGGCUGGGGGCCCUGGGGGCAUGCCAGAAGUGGUGAAAGGAAUACAGGAGCAGAAGGUGAAGGGGGGUCCACUGUGCACGGGAGCAGUGUGGGAGGCCAGCUGGAGGGGUGUCUGGGAUGCGGGUAGAGCCUGCAGGGAGGACAGCCUGGGGUGGGGCUGGGGCUGUGCCAGGCCCAGUGUUUCCCUCUCACUUCGCCCUCUUUCUUGGUGUUCCAGUGCCACAUUGGACUCAAACUUGGCUAUGGGGACAGGAGAAGCCAGUCUCCUCCUCCUGUGACUUGAGAGAUUCUCUGAUCGCAGGUUCAGAAGGUAGGGCCUCACCCAGGGCUUCAUGUGCCAAAGUUCAGGUAGGGAUCUGAAUUUCUUGUUGAAAGUUUUUGACCAAAAUUUCCAAGAGUUUCAGAAUGAACAGGGCAGAGCAGACACUUCAUCCUACCUUGGGGUGAAUAGACUUUCCUCCUCCAAAAAAUGACUGCCCACAGGGUUUGAUGGAGGCGGCCUCCACACCCUGUCAGCACCUGUGAGCACCACACUUCACCAGACCAGGGGCCUGGCUGGCUUCUGGGGAUCCAUCCCUCAGCAGGAGCCGUCUCCCCUGGCAGCUCAAAGGCUCAGGUGGCAAGGCCCCGGGCUUAGGCACUGAGGACACGGGGAAUCUGUCAGACCUUUUCCCAAACUUGACAAGGUCACAUCAGUGAGGGAAAGGACAAGGACACAGGCAGUGGUGAUGGCAAAGAUGGGCUGAAGAUGCUGAUGGGGUGCACAGGAAGUGAAAACUCCUCAGGGAGUGGAGGCAGAGAAGGUCGUUUUUAGGACAAGGGGUGCCUGAAUUAGGCUUGAGAGGUUAGGUCAGAUUUUUGCAGGGAAGGAGGGCAGGGCCAGGGUGCAGUGGAGGAAGAAGGAACGACAGACUGGAAAAGCCUUGUGCUGAGGGGCCACAGGAGCUUUGGAGGGCAGGUCCAGCUGCUCUGAACUGCAGGGGCCAGGCCUUUGUGCUCCCACAGGUGGAAUGGUGAUGGCUGUGUGGCCACACUGGGCAGAGUGUGCAGGGUACUGGCUCACUGGCCCAGCCCUGACUGUGUCCCUGUAAGGUCCCCUACAAGGGGUCCCAUACAGCGCAGCUCUUAACUGCCAUCCCUUGUCCCCAGCUGACUACAGUGGGGCCCAGUAUUGAUCUCAGCUCCCAGCCCAGCCACCUUCCCUGUUGAUCCCAGGCUGCUAAGAAAGUGCUGCGUGUUCUGAGUGUGCGUGGUGUGCGUGAACCUGGUGGAGGCUUCGGAGACUGAGGUGUUCAAGUCCCAUCUCCAGAGGGGUUCCUUCCAGCUCUUGGUUCCUGUGACCACCAAAACCCUGACAGUGAAAGUAGAGGUGGAGAUGGAAAGAAGGACAAGAGAAGAGGACGCUGGCCUGUUGGAAGCAAAGCUCUACUCCCAAGCCUGGACUCCAGCCAUGUCUAGCAUGUGUCCACCCCUCCACCCGCCAUCCCAGAAGGAAAAGUCAACUCAGCUUAAUACAGGGGUCCUUGGACCUAUCUUGAGGUAACCUCCCCUGGUGGCCUGGCCAGGACUGAGACCCCAAAAAGGGACACCUCAGCCAAUGCAGCCCACAUGGGAGCUUGUCCUGCUGGGCUUUCCAGGGGAGCCGUCUUCACCCAUCCCCACCACCUGCAAAGUUAGAGAGCAGUCAGGUGGGAACAAUGAGAAACGGGCAAGGACAUCUCCCUAGGACCUUGCUUUCCCAUCUUUGGAGUGGGUGGUUGGAUUCGACGUUUUCUGGCCCCUUCCUAGGCUGAGGCUCUGCUGGUCUCAGGGAGCUCCUUGCUCUGUUACUUCUCUCUGGAGGCUCUGCAUCACAAGGGAUGAGCAGCACAAGAGCUUUGGCCAAUUAGUCCCUUCCUGGCUUGAUAUGGACAACUUCUUCAUUUCAAACUAUUAAAAUAGACCACAUUCGUAUGGCAGAAGCACAACCAUUCUGGUUAUGGGAACAUAGGCUCAGCUGCAGUCUGCCUUGUGGUCCUUCAACAUGCUGUGAGGCUGUCAUCUCAGUCCCAGGCCCUGGCACAGCAUCACCCACAUGACUGUGACCCCCAGGGAGAUGCAGGGCAGGGAAGUGUGCACUUCCGUUCUGGGCCUGGGCCUUGAUCUGGGAAGUGUGGGGGAGGGGAGGCUGACCUGCAGAGCACUAAGAGCAUCAUUCUGGGAUACACCAGGCCCUUGGGGCCUGGGACGAUGGCCGUCUGCCUGCUGAGAGCCCACUGCAGAGUCAGGCUGGCAUGUUCAGUCCGGCAGCGUGUGUCCUUGUGUAUUUGUUGGCUACUCGUAUCUUGCUGUUUAGAAUCAUUUUGUACAGAAUGUUUGGUUUCUCAUUAAGAGAAAAUGGGCAAGAAGCCCAGUCUUAAGUUCUUGUCUUGGUACCAUUUAAAAUUGAUGUUUCAUUUUUCAAAUCACUGUUGGUGCCUAAUCACUGAAUUUAUUCCAUUUUCUUUUAAAACUUUUGUUAUGUGUAUUUACCCUGUGAGCAGACCUGGGGGUGACAGGAGUGUGCUCGGGUGGCUGUCGUUUCUGCUGUGGCCACUGGCCAGGCCUCGUGCUGGCAGGCUCCUUUGUACUGAGGCACUGGAGCAGGACAGUAGUAAAGUUCAUGAGGAAUACAGCCCAGGGUGGGCUGCUUGGGUCUCUCUGGGAGUGGAGCCCACACUCACUCAAGUCCCACCUUGGGGUGAGCCUGAGUACCUGGCUGCCCUGGGCAGGCACAGACACACACUGUCAACAAGGAAACCAUUUCAGAAUCAUUUCUCCAAUGACCCAGGAAGGCCACUGUGCCAGUCUGUUCACUUCAUCUUCAAUAGGAAAUAGGUACUUUUCCUGGCUCAGAGAGAAAAUAAAUUCCUUUAUCACAGAA
Molecule: messenger RNA, 6164 nt
Organism: Pongo pygmaeus (Bornean orangutan)
Lineage: Eukaryota; Metazoa; Chordata; Mammalia; Primates; Hominidae
Gene: GAB4
Product: GRB2 associated binding protein family member 4
Exons: 12
Coding region: 1-2202 (733 amino acids)
Biological process (GO): signal transduction
Cellular component (GO): cytoplasm
Molecular function (GO): transmembrane receptor protein tyrosine kinase adaptor activity
Source: RefSeq, a predicted model, not a curated record